Messenger RNA from Trichoderma aggressivum f. europaeum, 942 nucleotides. RefSeq lists its product as uncharacterized. Gene Ontology annotation, cellular component: nucleolus. The coding region runs from base 1 to 942 and encodes 313 amino acids. The transcript has 3 exons. The record is from RefSeq and is a predicted model, not a curated record. NCBI's taxonomy places the organism in Eukaryota, Fungi, Ascomycota, Sordariomycetes, Hypocreales, Hypocreaceae. Gene Ontology annotation, biological process: maturation of SSU-rRNA from tricistronic rRNA transcript (SSU-rRNA, 5.8S rRNA, LSU-rRNA).
AUGGCCGUCCUCGGGAAGCGAAAGGCCCCAGAGCCGACGGCAUCAACAGAAGACGCACAGGAGAUCUUUCGGCGACACUUUGAGGCGCAGUUUCUCCCGCUGCCAGAGGCGAAGCGCAAGGCGAAGGCUGUGGAGGAAGAGGAUGGAAGUGAGGACGACGGCGAUGCCAGUGGGAGUGAAGGAGGUGAAUGGGAUGGUUUAUCGAGCGAAGACGAUGAUGAGGAUGAGGAUGGGGUAGAGGAUGACGAAGAUGACGAGGAAGAUGAAGAUGAAGACGACGCUCCAGUCAUCGAAGUAGUAGACCAUUCCGUCUCUCAAGCCCCCACAACAAGCACAAUGUCCAAACGCGAACUCAAGGCCUUCAUGUCCUCCCGCCCCCCAGACCAAACCUCCCCCCCCAGACCAACCGCCCAACCCUCAUCCUCCUCAAAACCCUCCGCCGCCCUCCCCGAAGACGCCCCCUCCCUCCUCGCCCAGGACCUCGAGCUCCGCCGCCUCAUCGCCGAAUCCCACCUCCUGCAGACAAACAAGCCCCUCUCCCUCGCCGCCGCACUCUCCACGACGUCCUCCCCCAACGCCCAGCCAAAGGCCUUUUCUUCCGGCCGCGUCCGCCAAAAGGCGCUCGAUAUGCGCAUCCAGGCUCUUGGUUCGAAGACGUCCAUCCUUAAGCAGGAGAAGAUGCCCAUGCACAUGCGCAAGGGCAUCAAUGCUGCUGCUGUUGAGAGAGAGGCCAAGCGGAGACGCGAGGCCAAGGAGACUGGCGUUAUCCUGGAACGAGAGACGGGCAAGAAGAAGAGGAGAGAACGGAAGAGCGGCGGUGGUGGUGGGUUUGGUCCGGCUGUGGGUAGACUCAAGGGUGCUGAGCUUAGGAUAAGCGAGAGAGAUGUUAAGAAAAUUGAGGGAACGAGGGAUACGUUUGGUAGAAGGGGAGGAAAGCGAUGA